AUGCACGGGAGCGCUAGGUGUGCAGUGUGCCAGUGGAGGAAGGCGGACGAGUGUCCGGCGGACUGCCAUUUCCGGCCCCACUUCCCCGCGGGCUCGCAGGCUUUUGAGAAGAUCAAACGAGUCUACGGCGGCAAUUUCGUGGAAAUCACGUAUGGCGCUCUGCCCUUCCCUGAGCAGCAGGCAAGGCUUGCCUUCCGGGCAUUGGAAUUCGAGGCCGAUGCUAGGAUCGAGAACCCUGUGAUGGGUUCCUUGGGAACCGUGACCGUGCUCCAGGAGCAAGUCAGGCGCCUUCAGGAGCAGCUGGCGUCCGUUGAGCAGAAGCUGGCGUUGUUUCAGCAGCGGCUGCAUCCCAAUAACAAUCAUUAA
Linum tenue is the source of this 366-nucleotide messenger RNA. The record is from the annotation of a GenBank genome assembly. NCBI's taxonomy places the organism in Eukaryota, Viridiplantae, Streptophyta, Magnoliopsida, Malpighiales, Linaceae.